AUUGUCAAAUCAGGAAUUUAAAAGGGAAGGAUUCACUUUGAAUAGUGGGAGACAGGCGUGUACACAGUUUUCUGGGACGGGAGCUUUUCACCAUGGCAUCAUAUUUAGAGGAAGAUGACGUUGAAAAGAUUAUAGUAGCCGCUAUAGAUUUUGGCACCACUUAUUCCGGAUAUGCUUUCGCAUUCCGAAAUGAUUGUGCGAACGACGCACUCCGCAUCCAAGGAAACAUCUGGAACAGUGGAUCAAGCGUUGGAGUCUCUCUUAAAACUUCGACAUGCGCACUUUUCACCCCAGAUAAGAAGUUCCAUUCCUUUGGGUUCGAUGCUGAAGACAAGUAUGCUGACCUAACCAAUGACAAUGAGUUCCACGACUGGUACUACUUCCGGCGGUUCAAGAUGAUGCUGUAUAAGAACCCGAAUAUUUCUCGCCAGUGCACACUCGAGGAUGACAAGGGUAAUAUUAUGAAUGCCAUGGAUGUAUUUACGGCGAUCAUCCAUUACCUACGUGGACACAUGCUUCGUGCAAUGCAUGAGCGAUCAAUCAGUGAAGGUAUCAAAGACGAGGAGGUCCAUUGGGUUCUUACUGUUCCAGCCAUCUGGUCUGAUAAAGCCAAGCAAUUUAUGAGAGAAGCUGCCAAACAAGCCGGCAUCAGAUCUGACCAUCUUGACAUAGCUCUGGAGCCGGAGGCGGCAUCGAUAUACUGCAAGCACAUUCCGAUAGGAAAGCGUGGACAGGAACAACACAGAGAAAACGAAAACAUUGCUGGCUUAGAAGCAAUAUGUCCUGGUACCAAGUAUUUGGUGCUGGACGCAGGGGGUGGAACAGUAGAUAUCACUGUACAACAGGUUCAGAGCGACGGAUCUCUCCACCAGGUAUAUAUGGCGAACGGCGGAGACUGGGGAGGAACCAGAGUAGACGAGGCAUAUGAACAGUUUCUCAUAGACUUGGUUGGCGGCGAAGUAUGGGACGCAUUUAAAUUAAACCAUAGAGAUUCCUACUUAGAUAUUGUUCGUGAAUUCGAAAUCAAGAAGCGAACUAUCACGCCGGAACUCGACCAAAAAGUCACAUUCAAAGUCCCAAUAGCUCUUAAUGAGGUCUACCAGGACAUGAAAGGGGAGGGGCUACGCGAAUCCUUGUCGCAGGGACGAAAAGGAAGAAAAAUUGCAUGGAUCGGCGACAAAAUCAGAGUCGAUGCCUCUGAAGCAAAGGCAUUGUUCGAAACUACAUGCGAGGUGAUCGUAGAACACGUCGAACGAAUUUUUGAUGAAGAAAACGCGGCUGGAACAUCUGUUAUUCUGAUGGUUGGAGGGUUUUCCGAGUCUCCAAUGCUACGACAUGCAGUGAAAGAAAGAUUCGGUCACUCGAAGAAAAUCGUAAUUCCCCAGGAUGCUGGAUUGUCGGUCCUGAAAGGAGCAGUGCUAUUCGGAUUUAACACUAAAGUAAUUUCUACGCGUGUGAUGAAACACACUUACGGUAUUCAAGUGUCAGAAGAGUUCAGGCAGGGUGAUCCAGAGAAUAAGAAAUCAACAGUAAAAGGGAAAUUGUAUUGUGAUGAUCGGUUUAGCAAGCAUGUUGCUAGAGGACAGUCAGUUGACAUAGGGGAAGCAACCGAGCCUCAAGAUUAUCACCCGUUGACUGAUGAAGCUACGAAAAUGGUCUUGAGAGUUUACAUAUCCGAGAAAGAUGAGCUUAAGUACUGUGAGACUGAUAAUUGUACAUAUAUCGGAAAGAUGCUGGUGGAUCUUCCAAUGGAUGUCCCUGCAUCGGACCGAGUAGUAUCGGCAAGACUUAAGUUUGGUGGCACAGAGCUAUCCGUGGAGGCAAAAGUGAAAAAAACCGAGAAAACCACAAAUGCGCAGUUCGAACUUUUGGAGUAAUCAAUAUUUUUGUUCUUGGCAAACUAAGA
Ylistrum balloti is the source of this 1906-nucleotide messenger RNA. RefSeq names its product heat shock 70 kDa protein 12A-like. Bases 93 to 1877 code for a protein of 594 amino acids. The transcript is spliced from 5 exons. The record is from RefSeq and is a predicted model, not a curated record. NCBI's taxonomy places the organism in Eukaryota, Metazoa, Mollusca, Bivalvia, Pectinida, Pectinidae. Gene Ontology annotation, molecular function: ATP binding; ATP-dependent protein folding chaperone.